This is a messenger RNA of Cajanus cajan (pigeon pea), 654 nucleotides long. Its product is annotated as postsynaptic protein-like protein. The record is from RefSeq and is a predicted model, not a curated record. NCBI's taxonomy places the organism in Eukaryota, Viridiplantae, Streptophyta, Magnoliopsida, Fabales, Fabaceae. Gene Ontology annotation, molecular function: microtubule binding. Gene Ontology annotation, biological process: cytoplasmic microtubule organization.
GAGUCGCGAGAUUAAACGACACGACUGAGCCGAAAGGGGCGUAGGGUUUUGUCGUGGUUAGGGAUCUGAAUUUUGAUUUUGAAUCGAAUAAUUCUGAAUCAAUCAAAUCAGUGAUCAGAGCCAUUAACGAUUGCAAUGGUCUGCGAGAAGUGUGAGAAGAAAUUAUCGAAGGUGAUAGUACCAGACAAGUGGAAAGAAGGGGCCAGCAAUACUACCGAGGGUGGUGGCCGCAAGAUCAACGAGAACAAGCUUCUCUCCAAGAAAAACAGAUGGACCCCUUAUGGAAAUACUAAGUGCAUCAUUUGCAAGCAGCAAGUGCACCAGGAUGCUAAGUACUGCCACACCUGUGCUUACUCUAAAGGAGUUUGUGCAAUGUGUGGCAAGCAAGUUCUUGACACCAAGCUUUACAAACAAAGCAAUGUGUAGUUAAUACUGGUACUGCGUGCUGCAUCUUCUUUUAGAUGCAUAAUAGCAUUGCCUUUGUUUCUGAUUGUCCAGUUCAUCGUUUGCUAACAAUGUAACUGAAGUUGUAAAGAACAAAUACAGUGAGGGAGUUUUCUGUUAUCUGUCUUUGGUAAUGUAUUUACAGAAUAUUUAUUCUAGAUCCAAAACAUAUAUACUAAUGGCGUUGAAUUCUGUUCUAUUGACUUCUUA